Messenger RNA from Myripristis murdjan (pinecone soldierfish), 2693 nucleotides. RefSeq names its product calcium/calmodulin-dependent protein kinase (CaM kinase) II delta 1 (gene camk2d1). NCBI's taxonomy places the organism in Eukaryota, Metazoa, Chordata, Actinopteri, Holocentriformes, Holocentridae. The record is from RefSeq and is a predicted model, not a curated record. The coding region runs from base 337 to 2199 and encodes 620 amino acids. Gene Ontology annotation, molecular function: ATP binding; calcium/calmodulin-dependent protein kinase activity; calmodulin binding. The transcript is spliced from 21 exons. Gene Ontology annotation, biological process: protein phosphorylation.
UCCAAGUGUCAUAUAGAGAGAAACCCACAACAGCAGGUCGCGACGUCCCUGUCAACUCCAGGAGUACCAAGGGUCUGGGAAAAGAAGCGAGGAGGAGCGACGCCAGCCUUUUCCUGUAUUUAGGAAUAAUUACAAAAUAAUUUCUGUUCAUUUUUUUUUAUUAUUAUUAUUUUUUAUUUUUUAUUUUUUUCUAUUUUUUAAAUUGAAUUUUCCGAAAGGAGGCAAGAUAGUGCCAGUGUGGGAAGCAGAGCAAAGGAUUUGUGGAGAGAAUUAUAGCAACAACUAAGGCUUUCAGUUUCCCAAGUCCGUCCUCCCGUGUUCGCCUUCACCUUUACCAUGGCUUCAACGACCUGCACCAGGUUCACCGAUGAGUACCAGCUGUACGAGGAACUGGGAAAGGGUGCUUUCUCUGUGGUGAGGCGGUGCAUGAAGAUUUCCACUGGCCAGGAAUAUGCUGCCAAAAUCAUCAACACUAAGAAGCUGUCUGCCAGGGACCACCAGAAGUUGGAGCGAGAGGCCAGGAUCUGCCGCCUGCUCAAGCAUCCCAACAUCGUGCGGCUCCAUGACAGCAUAUCAGAGGAAGGAUUCCACUAUCUGGUCUUUGAUUUAGUUACUGGUGGUGAAUUGUUUGAAGACAUUGUAGCCCGAGAGUACUACAGUGAAGCCGACGCAAGUCACUGCAUACAGCAGAUUCUAGAAAGUGUAAAUCAUUGCCACAUAAAUGGCAUAGUGCACAGGGACCUAAAGCCUGAGAAUUUGCUCCUUGCCAGCAAACUGAAGGGGGCAGCGGUCAAGCUUGCAGAUUUUGGCCUGGCCAUUGAGGUGCAGGGAGACCAGCAGGCAUGGUUUGGCUUUGCGGGGACUCCAGGUUAUCUGUCUCCUGAGGUGCUGAGGAAAGACCCCUACGGCAAGCCAGUGGACAUGUGGGCCUGCGGUGUGAUCCUAUACAUCCUGCUGGUGGGCUACCCUCCCUUCUGGGAUGAAGACCAGCACAGGCUGUACCAGCAGAUUAAGGCUGGGGCUUAUGAUUUCCCUUCUCCAGAGUGGGACACUGUGACCCCAGAGGCCAAAGACCUGAUCAACAAGAUGCUGACCAUCAACCCUGCCAAGCGUGUCACUGCCACAGAUGCACUCAAACAUCCCUGGAUCUGCCAACGCUCUACUGUGGCAUCCAUGAUGCACAGACAGGAGACUGUGGAGUGCCUGAAGAAAUUCAACGCCAGAAGGAAACUCAAGGGUGCUAUCCUGACCACAAUGCUUGCCACUCGCAACUUCUCAGCAGCCAAGAGCCUGCUGAACAAAAAACCAGACGGUGUCAAAAAAAAGAAGACGGAUGUUACUGAACCCUUAAGGGAGCCUCAAACCACAGUUAUCCACAACCCAGCUGAUGGAAACAAGGAGUCUAGCGAGAGUGCCAACACCACCAUCGAGGAUGAGGACGUGAAAGCAUGCCCUCCCUCCUCCCAUCCCCAAAUCUACCACCUUAAGCACUCAGAGCCUCACAACUCCUCCUUUUGCCGCCCCUCUUCGUCCUGUUCCUCGUCUUCCUCCUCCUCCUCCUGCUGCUGGUACUCUCCCAGUGUUUGGCCCAGUGGUGAGGAGUGCUGCCAGUACAUCCUGCGGGCACUGGUUGUUGCCUACCUGCUCGUCUUCUUCACUUCUUCCUUUUUGGUCUUUCUCUCUGCCCAUUCUACCGUAUGCCACUGCGGUCCCCAUCAUACUCAUACCCAGGGCCACGGCCCCGGCCCCCCCCUCGGGGUGCCCCCACCAAGCCUGGGCCCCAGCGACUCCCAGUCUCGUAAGCAGGAGAUCAUUAAAGUCACUGAGCAGCUGAUUGAGGCCAUCAACAACGGAGAUUUUGAGGCCUACACGAAGAUCUGUGAUCCUGGCCUCACGUCCUUUGAGCCAGAGGCCUUGGGCAACUUGGUUGAGGGCACCGACUUCCACCGCUUCUACUUUGAGAAUGCUCUGUCCAAGGGGAAGCAGCCCAUCCACACCAUCCUGCUCAACCCGCACGUCCACCUGAUUGGUGACGAGGCGGCCUGCAUCGCCUACAUUCGCCUCACCCAGUACAUCGACAGCAGUGGCAUGCCGCGUACCAUGCAGUCAGAGGAGACCCGGAUCUGGCACCGCCGUGACGGCAAGUGGCAAAACAUCCACUUCCACCGCUCCGGCUCCCCCACUGUUCCCGCCAACUGAGAGGACGACUUUUGACCCCUGUGAUGCCCUCCAGCCGACGGCAGUCAACUGACCACAGACCCCGCCUACCAAGUGUCCAUCAAAUUCCUCAGCCAAUCCCUGUUCAUUGCUAGGACUCAGCCCUCUCAGAGUGUUGUUUACAUAUUGUUGCUGCUGGACUAAGGAUUAUUGUAAAUGUUGAGGGGGCAAAAAAAAAAAAACAAACAAAAAAAAAGUCAUAUGUUGACAUAUCAUUUUCUAGUGAGAAUGUGCGGUGUUCUGUUCACAGCCUCAUUACAGAAUAUUAAGACUUGCAGUGUGUUUAAUUUGAUUUUUUUUUUAGAUAAGAUGAAAGAGUUUUCAAAAGAGCCAAUGGAUUUUAAGGGGCUGUUGAAACAGCAUGUGAAACCUUCCAGUUGUAAUGUAGUGACAGUUUUUCAUUUAAAUAUUACAAAGAGGACUCAUCAGCUAUUGUGAUGUUUUGCCUUUUGGCACAAUGACCAAUAUAUCACAUA